This is a messenger RNA of Punctularia strigosozonata HHB-11173 SS5, 2064 nucleotides long. RefSeq names its product histone deacetylase clr3. Gene Ontology annotation, cellular component: histone deacetylase complex. The transcript has 16 exons. Gene Ontology annotation, biological process: chromatin organization. The record is from RefSeq and is a predicted model, not a curated record. Gene Ontology annotation, molecular function: histone deacetylase activity. NCBI's taxonomy places the organism in Eukaryota, Fungi, Basidiomycota, Agaricomycetes, Corticiales, Punctulariaceae. Bases 1 to 2064 code for a protein of 687 amino acids.
AUGGACGUGGACGGAAAUCGUCCCGAGGCAGUGUCCACUGACCGCGACCCUAUACCUCACAUAUCCCACCAACGCGCUUCAUCGGAGCCAAUUGAUUUCAGGUUGCCUCGACACAGCAUUGGCUAUGUGUUCGAUGCGCGGAUGAUGGCCCAUAGUUGUCUCGAUGGGCACCCCGAACAACCUGAACGUAUAGUAUCAAUAUAUCGUCUCCUGGCGGAAAACGGAUGCUUAGAGAAGAUGAAGCACAUUCCAAUACGAAUGGUCAAAAAGCAGGAGGCUUUACUUGUUCAUAGUGAAGAACUCUGGGACAAGGUCCUUGCUAUAUCCAGGCUUCGUGCACAGGACAUCGAGGAUACCAAGCGGUACUACGAGCUGAUGUCGCUUUAUGUGAACCCACAUACCCCAUCUGCAGCACGUCUUAGUUGCGGUGGAGUUAUAGAAGCAACUUUAGCUGUGGCGCGGGGCGAAGUACGAAAAUCGUUUGCAAUCGUUCGCCCUCCUGGACACCAUGCGGAGCCUGAGGAGCACAUGGGCUUCUGUUUCUUCAAUAACGUCGCUGUUGCGGUAAGAGUGGCACAGCAACUCACCAAGAUCAGGAAAGUCUUGAUAUUGGAUUGGGAUAUUCAUCAUGGAAACGGCACACAAAAAGCGUUCAACGAUGACCCCGAUGUUCUGUACAUAUCGCUUCAUCGAUACGACGCUGGACAGUUCUAUCCGUCGACCACAUUCGGGGCGAUGAAUUCCUGUGGAGAAGGGCCGGGAAUCGGCUUCUCAGUGAACAUACCUUGGCCUGGUCCCGGUAUGCGAGACGCAGACUAUUUGCAUGCCUUCCAAAAGAUCGUUAUGCCGAUAGCGAUAGAGUUCGCUCCCGAACUAGUCAUCAUCUCGGCUGGGUUCGAUGCGGCGGAUGGGGAUGAGCUUGGCGAAUGCCAUGUAACACCCACUGGAUACGCACAUAUGACACAUAUGCUUUCGAGCUUAGCAGGUGGCAAGCUCGUCGUUGCUUUGGAGGGAGGCUACAACUUACAGUCGAUUGCGAACUCCUCUCUGGCUGUGGCGAAGGUGAUACUAGGGGAAGCGCCGCCCCAGAUCGCGCCGAUGGUGGCCAGUGAGCUCGGGACAGAGACGGUCUGGCAGGUCGCACGUCAACAGAGCAAGUGGUGGAAAAACGUGGAUCCAAAGGCUUGCGAACCAAAAUCAGAGGUGGGCGAUAUUGCGUAUUCCAUCCCAGAGAUCCUCAAGGCACAUCGACAAAGCUACUUGUAUGAAACGCACAAGCUCCACACCAUUCCCUUACUUCCUGCGUAUGAGGAAUUGUUCUCCGCCCAGGUCGCGUGCACGGCAGAUAUCCUUGAUAACCCCACGUUGAUUGUUUUCGUACACGGGUUCGGCGAAAUGCGUGUCGAACUUGAAGGUGCCAUGACAUGUAAUAUGGAUUUGGAACGUUCUUACCUGUUAGAUGUAUCGAAAAAAAUGAUUGAAUGGGUUCGUGUGGAGGGAUACGGCCUUAUAGACCUAAAUAUCCUUGAAAAUGUCCCGAAGAGCGCGACUCCGGUGAGGUGGCGCGCCAGGACAGGAACCUUGAACAGAAAUCUUCUGACGUAUAUGUGGGACAACUACAUACAAUUAUCAAAGGCGAAGCAAGUGGUUUUGAUCGGCCAUGGUCCGGGUUGUGACGUAGUCAUUGAGACGAUCAGCGAGCGGGCUUCUAGCGUGCCGAAAAUAGUGAUCGCAGUCAUUCAAGUCGUAGGGCUCAGCAAACUGCCACUUUUACCGAAGAAAUCUAUGGAAAUCCUUGGCUGGUACAGAGCUUGCUCUCAAGUUUUCGUUCCCAAAAAUCAUCCAAUAUUUUCAGAGGGAAAAAUUCUGGGCAGGCAUGGGCAUGUCAUAGCUAGCGGUACGCUUGCGGUCAGGGUCGAUCUCAUUUGGCUGAUUAUUCAAAUCUACAGACGAGGAACGAGCUAUCAGAAUGCUCUCUCUGGAACUGCCGGUCAUCCAAGAAUUCAUCAAGAGCAAACUCGUUUCCGAGGUGGUAGAUCAGAUGCAAUCCGUUGGAUUGUCUGA